Messenger RNA from Acanthoscelides obtectus, 2572 nucleotides. The record is from the annotation of a GenBank genome assembly. NCBI's taxonomy places the organism in Eukaryota, Metazoa, Arthropoda, Insecta, Coleoptera, Chrysomelidae.
CAAUAUGUUAUUUACAUAGAUAACUUAGGGUUUAUAAGCAGCACAAAUAAAAACACUCGAAACGACAGCUGCACGAUAUCGCAAUAUGAAUAGCACCAUCUUGCUGAUUAUAUGCAUUUUUGCAUUGGUACCUGCAUUUUCUACCAACAAUGUGCUGAGUCUUGGUCUAGGUUCGAACGAGGACGGAGAGCCAUCUUUUUCUAACUGCUCGCCUCGCGUGCCUCUAGUACACUACAAAAGCACUUCUUACUAUAUUGGAUCGAUCUAUAACGGCACACAGACACAGGCCGAAAUUUUCUGUAGCUACCAUGGUAUGAGGCUACUUAGUAUCGAAAGUGAUGCAGAAAAUAAUUUUCUAAUUUCUGCGUUAUCGGAACAUUGACAAACGUACGAAGCUAAAGGACCCCUUUACUACGUAGUGUUGUUGAAGCAACUAGGAAAGUAACGUUUGCGUUUUGGUCAUCAGGAAGAAGAUACGACGAAGACGAAUGGAUGUGGGUCUCUACUGGUAUCCCAGUCGAGUAUGCCAAUUGGAACCCUCCUAAUGAGCCAACUCAUAAUCCUAAUGAAGAUUGUAUUUUGAUGAGGUACACCUACUUUCUAGCUUUCUAAAGUUUGUUCAUAUUUUGUCAGCAAGAAUUGACCAUAACAAUAUUAAGACCUUAGUACAAAUUCAUUAGUAAUAUACUAUUCUCUCUUUUCCUCAAAAUAAGAAAGUUGAAGAUUCACGGAAAGAUGAACCUUAGAUAAAACAUUUCCGGUAUAAUAGGUAUAUCUCUUAUUAAAUCCGUUUUAUGGUCCGCAGUUGCAAAAUGAAAUUGUUUUGUCUGCAACACAAUUGCAUCCAAUUACUUGCAGUUGCAAGAUGGCCCUGCUUCCUCGAUUCAAAGGAGAAAGGUUUGCCAACCUAAAUGAAUGAAAUAUUCCCUAUAAGACAGUGCCAUCUGCUAUCAGAACCAUCCACUAAAAAGGUGCAGAAUCGGCGGCAAAUAGCGGCCACACUGGUGACCAGCACGGGUAUUAUGCAUCUCGAAAUGUGAUAUUAUGUCGAUUUUUUUUGUCAUUAUAUUGUUUUAUUUUGACUUAACGUUGGUUUUCUACAAGAUGUUAACUUAGCACUAGCUGAUGGAUACUUGUUGUGAACUCGUUUUGUAGUUUUACCGGUUGCCUAAACCUCAUGAUGCUCCCGAUAUCAAUGUUUUUCUAUGAUGUGACUUAACAUCUGCCUCACAGAUGGCAUUAUAUUGGAGGCCUAAGCUGUAAGUUAUAUACUAUAGACUAUAGCUGGAAGGAAACGCGAGUGUUUUCAGAAAGCACAACAUAUAAACAACCAGUCAGGCACAGCUAAUAGAUUUACUUCAGCAUAUUCGAUAAUAAUUUUCUCACAUAGCAAAUAUCACUGAUUUUAAACACAUGCCGACCAAUACACAUAAUCAUCCAGAUGCGAUCUUGCUACUUAACCAGCUUUCUUUCUUUCACAUCUGCUCAGAUAAACACUACAGACUACUCGACCUCCCAAAACGCAUACUUGUUUUCUGCAACCAACAAUGCGUGAAGUCAUUCCUCCAUAGAAGGCAGCAGCGGUGACCGCAGUAGUAGACUCUUCGGUCUCCUGAUCAGUUGCCGUGCGCUGUGCGGGUUCGAGCCCCGUCCCAGGAGAAAUUUUUCUCUUGGCUAUGGAUGUUGUGAUUGUCCGUAGGUGGUAGACGGUCUCUGACUGUCAAACGUGGAGGUACCACCCGGCGGAUCUCGUAGGCGGAGCCAGAAUGUGUUCAUGUUGCAUGCACACGUGUUCCCUCGCCAGACUCCGUGUGACGUUCCCCCUUUCUCCUGUAUCCCCCUAUAGCCCCACGGUACCCAAUGGGUGUUUAGGCCUUAGGCCUUCGUGGUAGUUGGAGUAUAAGAAAAAAAAAAAGAAAAGAUGGACGCUCACAGCGAUCAUAGCGAGCAAACGUGGAGUGAACUAUUUGCACCCUAAAAAUUACCUAGUCUGCAAGAUGACAUUAUAUUGGUUUUCUUUUUGUUUUUUACAUAAUAUCCGUUGCAAAUGAGACAAUGCGAACUGGCAUACAGUUUCAACAAACAGCUUCGACAAAGUAAGGCAUCAAAGUCUCAUCUAAACGCAGUGCAGACAACCUUGCAUGAAAAAUCACACUGAUUGGUUCUAUUCCCCUACCACGACAGUUAGAAGAAAGUGACAGGAGGAAUCAGCUGUUAGUGCGCACGCAUCUGAUCAACAUUUUUCUUACUCUUGCUGACUGUAAAACGGGUAUUAGCACUGGGCACUGAUGCAGUAAUAGUACUAAAUACUUAAUCUUGUUAUCCUAUUCUGCUCGCAUUCCAUUGAGCUAAAGGUUUACUUAUCUAUGUUUAGCUAUAAUCAUACAGGUAAGACCUUAGUCUGGGUUGCCCAAGUCUGUGCGUACCCCAGGUACUUCAUAUGUGAAAUCCGCGAAGAAAGUUGUAAUCAGACUACGUACGAUAAUCAUGAAGACAUAGCAGUUGUAACAUGACGUUAGUCGUAGGUGAUUUGUCAUUAUCAAUUUGAAACAAUAAAGAUAUAGAGGUACAA